UGAACCGGGCCAGAGCAGUCCUCUCUCUCUCUCUCUCUUCUCUCUUCAUCUUCUUCACUGGCAUGCCCAUCCAGACUGUCUUUCUGUCUGCCCAUCUGUCUCUACGUUUUCUUUCAUUUAUUUAAUCCCAUCUGCACAGAUUUCCCCCGGUUUUUAUAUACCCCACAAACCAACCAGUAAUCCCACUCUAUGAAUCUCGGCUCUCUCUCUCUCUCUCUUUCUGCUUCUCAAGCUCCUCGCAACCCAUCCUCCUUUCGUUCGUGACCGUCGUCUUCUGAGAGCUGGGGCUGUUAAUUUUGCAGAGAGAUCAAGUGGGGAAGAUUGAGACUGUGAAGAUGAGUACUGAGUUGGUGGUGGAGAAGAAGGGAGGACAGGGGCAGCAGUUUGGAGACACGACGCUGACGAAGGUUUUCGUGGGAGGGCUUGCAUGGGAGACGCAGAAGGAAGCCAUGAGGUCGCAUUUCGAGCAGUUCGGCGAGAUACUUGAGGCCGUCAUCAUCUCCGACAAGGUCACCGGCAGAUCCAAGGGCUACGGCUUCGUGACUUUCAAGGACCCCGAAGCGGCUAAGAAGGCCUGCGAAGAUGCGACGCCUGUGAUCAAUGGCCGCAGGGCCAACUGCAACCUCGCCUCCCUUGGUGCGCGCCGAUCUCGUGCGCCCACUCCCCAGCCAGAUGUGGGUGUUGAAGGGCCUACCAACAACAAUACCAGCAACAACACUGGAACGAGGACCCUGGCAACAGCACCAACCGGCGGGGCGGUCCAGUGGUAUUACCCAACGGGCGCUGCCGCUGCUCCCUUUCACCACCACCAAGCUGUUCCCUUCCAUGCUUAUGGGUAUUCCCCUGCUUAUUAUACUGAUCCAACAUAUAACCCGAAAUUGGGGUAUGGUGGAUCUUAUGUUACUGGGCAGUAUCCACAGUUCUACCACGCUCAAGGGAUGAUGAGUCCAAGCACAGUGCUUCCUGUGUACCCUUAUUUCCAUUUCCAUCAGUCACAGACCAUGGGUCUCCCUGCCCAACUCUUCCCUCAAAACACUGCUACUGCUGCUGUUGCCCCUGCUGCUAACAUGCCUGGCUAUAUCUCUAAGCCCCCUCCCUUGGCCUCCAAUACAGUUUAUUUGACAAUGCAACAGGCAUGACAGUGCAGCAGAAGGUUUCAGUAAGGGAAGCAUAGAGAGGACAGUUGGCCCAGUCGCAGCAAUUGGAAGAGAAAUUUUUACUCGAUAUUCUGGGACCUUUUUCCUGUUUCCUUCUUUUUUGCCAUCUUCAUAGCUUGAUUGCAUUCAUUCAUUGUCUAACCAAGGGAGCAUCUUGGAGAUGCAAAAGAAAGAUCUGUAACUGAACAGGCCACUGCCCGUUUACCAAUGUAUUUUAUGGUAAACUUCAAUUUGGCUUCUUCCUCCUGAAAAAACAAAGAGAAAAAUUGUUCAUGGAAAUGUGGACGUCUAGUUCAUAAUAUUGUUCAUCA
Messenger RNA from Nymphaea colorata (pocket water lily), 1468 nucleotides. RefSeq names its product probable RNA-binding protein ARP1. The transcript is spliced from 6 exons. The record is from RefSeq and is a predicted model, not a curated record. The coding region runs from base 336 to 1139 and encodes 267 amino acids. Lineage: Eukaryota; Viridiplantae; Streptophyta; Magnoliopsida; Nymphaeales; Nymphaeaceae. Gene Ontology annotation, molecular function: RNA binding.